GGUACCCGGGUGUGUGAAGAUUUAACCUAAGCACCAAUGGAAUGGUCGCAGAUGUACUAUCUCCACUCAUCCUGGACACCGGGGCAUGCAAAACGAACAAACCCAUUGGGACAACAGGCGUACAUUUUUACUCAUUUAUUUUACGUUUAAAUUAGCAAAUACCAGCACUGCAAUGGCAAUUGACUGGCUUGGAUUUGGGUACGCUGCAGCCAUAGUCCUUGGGGGAUUCAUGGGAUACAAGAAAAAAGGUAGUGUCAUGUCACUGAUAGCUGGGCUAUUGUUUGGCAGCAUAGCCGCCUAUGGGGCCUUUGUGAUUUCAAAUGACCCAACCAAGACUUUCUACUCCCUCGUUGCCUCAGGAGCGCUGACAAUAGUAAUGGGAAUGAGAUUCAAGAAAUCUGGUAAAAUAAUGCCAGGUGGUAUCAUGGCAGGACUAAGUGUGCUGAUGGUCCUACGACUUCUCUUCAUGAGUGUGAUUGUAAUGUGAUUUGAACAAUACAACAACCAACUGAAGCAAGAUGGAAAAUGUCAUCACAAGGGAUGAAUUUGCAUUUACACAUUGUUUGUGCUUGCCUAUAUGCAUUAUUGUAAUCAUCCUUAAUGUUUGUACGUUCUUUAAAGAACUUGAUCCUGCAACCUAUGAUCAUAUUGCUGCUUUUAUGUAAUUCCUCAAGUAUGCAGCACUGGGGCAGUGAGUGCACAUAC
This is a messenger RNA of Oncorhynchus mykiss (rainbow trout), 705 nucleotides long. Its product is annotated as transmembrane protein 14A. NCBI's taxonomy places the organism in Eukaryota, Metazoa, Chordata, Actinopteri, Salmoniformes, Salmonidae. Gene Ontology annotation, cellular component: mitochondrial membrane. The record is from RefSeq and is a predicted model, not a curated record. Gene Ontology annotation, biological process: regulation of heme biosynthetic process.